CCGCCCUUCAACAACAGUCGAAGCUGUCAAGCUCUCCUUUCACUGUUUGCGUUCAAACUGUUAUCAUGCAUUGCUUACAAUUUCUUUAAUCCGUUUGAUUAGUUGUGGCAGAAACUGAGCCUUCAUUUAGGAAUCAAUUUGUGAAUUCAUAUUUCUAUCCUAAACCUUUCACCAUGCUUGGGCAGUUCUCUCCUGUUGAGCCCUGUUCUGCUCUUCCCACCACAUCCUGGAAACCCAUGCACCGACUUCAGUCUUUACACUUUCGCCCACGCACUGAACCUAUAGACUGGAGGCGUCUCGCUGCCCUUGAUGUGGAUCGAGUUGCACGGGAGAUGGAUGUCGGAGUGCUUCAGGAUUUCAUUACAGCAGUAACUUUCUGUGCUCUGGAGGGUGAGCGGUGUCCAAACUGCUCUGGGCCUGCUGACCCUUCUUUGAUCAAACUGGUCCGCAUGUCUCAGCUGAGCACUGAAUACCUUCUGCACUGCCAGGACUACCUGAGUGCACAAUUGGCAGGAUUGGAGGAGCGUCUACAGGGGGCACUCUCUUGGGCCCAGCAGGAGGAAAAACAACGAGUAGAACUGGAGAAAAAAAUGUGUGAAAUUAAGCUGGAGCUGCGGCGUAGAAAGAAGAUGGUUGCCACACAACAACUCCUCCUACAGGCCAGCGCUAAUAAUUAUCACAAGUGCCAGUUCUGUGAAAAAUCAUUUGUCAAUUAUUCCUACCUACAAGCACAUGUUCAGCGACGACAUCCUGAAAUCACAGAUGCAGAAAGGCAAAAGAAGCAGCAGGUGGAAAAGAUGGAAGAUGGGAUAGAAGAGCUGAAGAAUAGACUGAGAGUAACACAGAUGGAGCUACAGGCAGAGAGAGAAACUGACAGUUUGAGGCGUCAGCAGGAGCAAGAGGACCAGCACAGAAGACAACAGUUAGAGAAGGAUGCACUGGAAAGAUGGAAAGAGGAGGAGAGAAGACAAUUUCAGCAGGAAAUUGGGGAGCUCAGGCAGCUUUUUAUACAGGAGUCAAAAGACAUGGCAAUCAAGAGCUCCUCCAUAGAGGCUAAACUGCUAGAAAGGCAAAACAGAGAGUUUGGUACAUUUACGAAAGAUAGUUUACAAGAACAAUGGGACCACGAUAAAGAAAUGAGAGAAAACAGAGAACGAAAGCUGAAGGAGAGAAUGACCCAGAAGGAAAGUGAAUGGAGUAAGAAAUUACAGGAAGUUCAGAAUAAGUACCACGAGGAUAAAGAAGAGCUUCAGAGUGAGAACGCCAGACUUCUGAAGGCUCUGUCUGUGAAGCAGAACUCUGAACUCUCUCUCUCCUCUCAGAUGAAACAGAAAGACAGACUUAUAGCAUCUCUGGUGGAAAAAAAUAAAAAGAUGUCAGUUAUGCCAGUCUCAGUUUCUCAGAAGCUCCAAGAUUCUCCUAAGGACAGAGAAGAGGAAUAUGAGGAGAGCCUAGAAGAUUCAGAUGAUAUUAUUGCAGAGCCACUUAUUGAAAACCCACGGUUGGUGAGAGAGCUUCGAACCAUCCUAAAAGAAUCACUGGAUGAAAAGCUGGAGAAUAUGGGACUGCGAAAGGGUACCAAGGGCAUAUCCAUGCAGACAUUUAAGAAUUUAAGUGCACUGUUGAGUGGUCAGUUGCUACAGAGCUCCAGAGAGCAUCCAGAUCUUCAGAACCUGAGAGACACCCAUGCACAUGAGGUCAUAAAGCGAGUGAAAGUUCUACAAAAGAAACAGGGAAAAACUGCACCUCACACUUUCAGAAAAAGAGGAAUGACAAAUUCAACCCAAGUCAAGGAGAAUAGACCUAGAUCCAGGAAGGGCUCAAAGCCAUCCACUCAGAGAACCAAGAUCCAGAAGUCAGAAACAUUUGUCCCAACCCCCACACCACGCUCAAGAGCACCUACUCAGACUUCACCAACACGCCAAAAAAAGACCAGCACACCGCCUUUCAGUUCAGAGGAGGUUGAAUCAUUUGAGGACAGUGCUUAUAUCACCAGCUCAAGAGGCAAGCAAUCCUUGUCAGUACGGCUUGUCCAAUCAGGGUCACUGCUAAACCCAACAGCUGAGCCUGAUUUUUCAGAUAGUGAGCUUUCAGAGGUAUCAGACACACCCAAAGCCCAAAAAACACUUAGCCCACAUGGUUCUGUUGUCCAAACAUUGACAAUGAGUUUAGAGAGACAGCUCAGCACACCAACCAAGAAACCUGUAGGAUGGACUGGAGUAUUGCCUCCAGCCUCCAACCUCUCCUCUCGUCCCGCCAUUGUAAAACAACGAGCGCUGUCUGAUGAAAAGAGUGAUUUGGAGCUGUCCUCCAUAGAAGAGCUCACAAUCCCACCUGCAGGAGAAUGCAGGAGUUCAGAGGUGGUCGGGACAUCGGGGACCAGCGUGUGGAGCUCUACUGCUAGCAAAGCAGGAGCGUACUGAAGUGUGACGCAUCAUGGAGCGACAAGCAACGCACAUCAAAACCCCACCCACGACCAAAAGAGCUCCGCCCACCCAUCCUACAAACAAGGCAGAGCCAAAGGUGUAUCUAAAAAACACAAAAGAUGAGGCAUGUAGUUAAUAUGCUUUGGUAUGGAAAAUUUUUUUUAGUAAAUUAUUUUAUUUAGAUUUUAUUGAAUGAAAUGGUCAUCUUACCUCGGAGUCAGAGGUGAGCCUAUAAAUCCAGAAUUACCGAAACCUCCAGGUCCACCUGCACUUGAGCUCCAUGUAGUCAUCAUAAAGUUAGUAACAAUGAGAUUUGCAAAGAUAGAUACUCCAGCUAUAGCACAGAUUCCUGGAAAAAGAAAAUAAUUACAGUUAUAACGCAUGGAAAUUAAUUAAUGCAU
This is a messenger RNA of Triplophysa dalaica, 2827 nucleotides long. RefSeq names its product DAZ interacting zinc finger protein 1-like (gene dzip1l). The transcript is spliced from 17 exons. Gene Ontology annotation, cellular component: ciliary basal body; cytoplasm. Lineage: Eukaryota; Metazoa; Chordata; Actinopteri; Cypriniformes; Nemacheilidae. The coding region runs from base 174 to 2423 and encodes 749 amino acids. The record is from RefSeq and is a predicted model, not a curated record. Gene Ontology annotation, biological process: cilium assembly.